AUGAAGAAGGAUGUUAAUCACUACUGCAAUCAUCAUCAACAUCGGAGCAUUCUUUCAUUCAUCCUGAUUCAAAUUACAAUCAUUGCCGCCGUCGCCGCUCCCUUCUCCGAUCAGUCCUCCUCUGUCCCCGACUACGGCGACGCUCUGUCGAAGAGCCUCCUCUACUUCGAAUCCCAGCGCUCCGGCCGAUUGCCACACGGCCAGCGCGUCAACUGGCGCCACCAUUCCGCCCUCCUCGACGGCCUCGAACAAGGCGUACGUGCGCCUUGCUCUGUUUUCGUGGACUUGGUGGGCGGGUACUAUGACGCCGGAGACAACGUCAAAUUCGGGCUGCCCAUGGCCUUCACCAUCACCAUGCUGUCGUGGGGAGUGAUAGAGUACGGCGACGAUAUGGCCGCCGCCGGAGAGUACCACCACGCGCUCGAGGCGAUUAAAUGGGGCACCGAUUACUUUGUCAAAGCACACACCAGCCCCAAUGUCCUCUGGGUUCAGGUGGGAGAUGGUGAUACUGACCACUACUGCUGGCAACGGCCGGAGGACAUGGCGACGUCCCGGCGGGCGUACAAGGUGGACGAGAAGAAUCCGGGGUCGGAGGUGGCCGGGGAGACGGCGGCGGCGAUGGCGGCGGCUUCGAUUGUGUUCAGGAGAACGAAUCCACAUUACGCCCACCUGCUAUUACAGCAUGCACAACAACUGUUCGAGUUUGGAGACAAAUACAGAGGCAGGUACCACGAGAGCGUGAAGGCAGCCAAGGGUUUCUACCCUUCCACGAGCGGCUACAACGACGAGCUCCUCUGGGCCGCCCUAUGGCUCUACAAAGCCACCACCAACCAAACUUACCUCAACUACGCCCUCCAAAAUGCUCACCACUUUGGUGGAGCCACUUGGGCCGUCAAGGAGUUCAGCUGGGACAUCAAAUACGCCGGCCUCCAGCUCCUCGCCUCCACCCUACUGAGGGAUGAAACAACUAGGCACGACAACCACAGCCGCAAUAUACUAGAAACCUACCGCUCCAAAGCCGAGUACUACUUGUGCGCCAACCUCAACAAGAACGUUGGAAACGAUAACGUGCAGCUCACGCCAGGAGGCUUGAUCUACAUCCGACAAUGGAACAACCUCCAAUACGCGUCAUCAGCGGCGUUCCUGCUCACGGUCUACUCCGACCACCUCCGGUCCACGAACCGCCGGCUGUCAUGCAGCGCUGGCGGCCACGUGGACCCGUCGGAGAUCCUCGGGUUCGUCAGAUCGCAGGUGGAUUACGUGUUGGGGAAGAAUCCGGCGGGGACGAGCUACCUUGUGGGGUACGGCAAACGGUACCCGCAGAGGGUGCACCACAGGGGAGCUUCGACGGCGUCGUAUAAGAGCCACGAGGGUUUUAUCGGGUGUGUGCAGGGGUACGAUAUUUGGUAUAGGAAGAGAGAUCCCAACCCUAAUGUUCUGGUCGGGGCGGUUGUCGGCGGGCCGGAUGAGAAGGAUCGGUUUCGGGACGUGAGGGAGAAUCACAUGCAGACGGAGGCAUGUACUUACAAUACGGCCGCACUUGUUGGGGUUUUUGCGAGGUUGAAUAGGUUGGAGGAGGAGGAGGAUGAUCCCUUUGACGAGUAUUCUUCAUCCACAAUUGCGUCCAUGUAG
Molecule: messenger RNA, 1632 nt
Organism: Linum tenue
Lineage: Eukaryota; Viridiplantae; Streptophyta; Magnoliopsida; Malpighiales; Linaceae
Source: the annotation of a GenBank genome assembly